AUGGAAGACUCAAGCAGGAUAUCAAACACAGAAAAUACUGGAUUCAUUGGAAGACAAUCAAUGGUUCCUAAACAAAACCUGAAAAAUAGUAUUUCUUUUUCUAGUAAUAUGCACCACCAUAGUGCUUCUUUAAGUAAUCUUCUCAUAGAGGAGCAACCAGCUUGGCUCGAUGACCUCCUAAGUGAACCAGCAUCACCUAAGAUGAACAAGGGUCAUAGGCGUUCAGCUAGUGACACUUCUGCUUAUUUAAACUCAGCAUUAGUGCCUUUUAAGGAAGAUGAUCUUAUGACAAGUCAUUUUCCUAGUCCUUCUUGGCUGUUUCAGAACAUCAACCACCACGAUGAUUUGUGGCAGCCUAACUCUUAUGAAAAACACAGUAACUUGGGAUGGGAACUUUCUAACAAAAAUGGAACUAAUCUCCAAACACAUGUGUCAUGGGGAGCUGUAAAUAGAGUAGGUACCUCAGCGUUUAACUCAGCUGAAAAACAUGUAAGCAAAAUGAAAGAAGGAGGUUCUGCAAAACCCGAUGUUCCUGGAUCAAAGACUGACUCAAAGCGUAUCAAACAUCAAAAUGCUCAUCGAGCACGUCUGAGGAGGCUUGAGUACAUAUCAGAUUUGGAAAGGACAAUCCAAGUGCUACAAGCUCAAGGAUGUGAAAUGUCAUCUGCCAUUCACUACUUGGAUCAGCAGCUGGUCAUGCUUAGUAUGGAAAAUAGAGCUUUAAAACAACGUUUGGAUAGUUUAGCAGAAAUCCAAAAGCUUAAGCAUGUCGAGCAACAAUUCCUAGAGAGAGAGAUAGGAAACUUAAAGUUUCGACAACACCAGCAACAACCACAACAAAAUCAGAAACAAAUGCAGCAGAACCAAUACAACAAAUAUCUACCAUCAGCCACGCAAGAACCUGAAUCCCAGUUUGCAGCCUUGGCAAUAUGA
Molecule: messenger RNA, 933 nt
Organism: Thlaspi arvense
Lineage: Eukaryota; Viridiplantae; Streptophyta; Magnoliopsida; Brassicales; Brassicaceae
Source: the annotation of a GenBank genome assembly